This is a messenger RNA of Drosophila rhopaloa, 348 nucleotides long. Its product is annotated as cecropin-C. The transcript is spliced from 2 exons. The record is from RefSeq and is a predicted model, not a curated record. Bases 56 to 247 code for a protein of 63 amino acids. Gene Ontology annotation, biological process: antibacterial humoral response; defense response to Gram-positive bacterium; defense response to Gram-negative bacterium. Gene Ontology annotation, cellular component: extracellular region. NCBI's taxonomy places the organism in Eukaryota, Metazoa, Arthropoda, Insecta, Diptera, Drosophilidae.
UUCUCACUUCAACAGCAACAUCAGAAGCAUCAGCUUAAAGUCAAACAAUCGCACCAUGAACUUCAACAAGAUCUUCGUUUUCGUCGCCCUCAUCCUGGCCAUUAGCUUGGGACAAUCCGAGGCUGGUUGGCUAAAAAAGAUUGGCAAGAAACUCGAACGUGUUGGCCAGCACACUCGAGAUGCCACAAUCCAGGGUUUGGGAAUCGCUCAACAAGCCGCCAAUGUUGCUGCCACCGCCAGAGGAUGAAACCACCACACGCACAAUAUUUAUUUAUUUUAGUCUUUAGUAAAUAAAACAGACUUUAGAAAAAGAGCUUCAUUUUAUAUUAAAGAUUUUUAAUCUUGUAA